This is a messenger RNA of Mugil cephalus (flathead mullet), 1477 nucleotides long. It is a transcript of the gene fgf20b, whose product is annotated as fibroblast growth factor 20b. The transcript has 3 exons. Bases 7 to 645 code for a protein of 212 amino acids. Lineage: Eukaryota; Metazoa; Chordata; Actinopteri; Mugiliformes; Mugilidae. Gene Ontology annotation, biological process: cell differentiation; positive regulation of cell population proliferation; fibroblast growth factor receptor signaling pathway. Gene Ontology annotation, cellular component: cytoplasm. Gene Ontology annotation, molecular function: fibroblast growth factor receptor binding; growth factor activity. The record is from RefSeq and is a predicted model, not a curated record.
GACGCGAUGGCUGCUUCUGCCGCUGCUCUCGGGGAAGUUGGAGGCGCCUUGCACGGCAUCGACGGCGUCGCGCAGGUCGGGUCCCAUUUCUUCCUGACCCCGCUCGGGGACAGUCCGACCUUUCUGGGGGAGCACCUCAUGCCCGGGGACAGGCUCUCCAGGAGCACCCCGGCGGAUUUAACGCACCUCAAAGGGAUUCUCAGGAGGAGACAGUUAUACUGCAGGACUGGAUUUCAUCUGGAAAUACUUCCGGAUGGCUCAGUGCAGGGGACGAGGAAGGACCACAGUCGCUUCGGUAUUUUGGAAUUCAUAAGCCUUGCUGUUGGAUUGAUAAGCAUUAGAGGGGUGGACAGUGGACUCUAUCUGGGGAUGAACGACAAAGGAGAGCUGUAUGGCUCUGAAAAGCUCACAGCUGAAUGUGUCUUCAGAGAGCAGUUUGAGGAGAACUGGUACAACACAUACUCGUCCAACCUCUACAAACACGGAGACAAAGGGACGCGUUAUUUCGUGGCAUUAAAUAAAGAUGGGACACCGAGAGAUGGGACUAAAUCCAGGCGGCACCAGAAAUUCACUCACUUCUUGCCCAGACCUGUGGACCCUGAUCGUGUGCCAGAGCUGUACAGAGAUAUCCUGGGACACAGCUGAGACCCGGAGGCCCGGUCCAGAUCAGGAAUAGCUGCUUAAAGCCCUGGCAAGGCAGGGGAGCAGAAAGAGAGAAGAGGGACGCAGGCGGGGAAGUGGCCGGUGCAGGCUGGUGGACAGCAGCCCGACCAGCAGGGAUAAAGGCACCGGGGGCCUCUUGUAGGAAUGCACGGGCCAUCUCUCAGCGGCCAGGAAGACAGGCUAGAAUGUCUGCACGCUCGGCAUGAGAGGGUCGUUUGUUUCGACCCUAAAGUACCUGCGCGGAAUAGGAGACAAAAAGGAAACGGAGCUGAAUGGUCCUGGAGCAUCUGCUCCGCUGUGUGCUGGUCGGAGAUGUCAGCCGGCGCGUUGAACCUGUAACGUCACCAGAUGAUACUUUUAUUCUUUGUCACGGAGCUGCGGUUUGUUAAGAAGGACUUUGAAGGAAUUCAGAUUUUGUUUUCUCACCUGUGUCUAGACCUGUUUGAAAAGAGCAAAGUGUAAAAGUUUAUUUAUUCUUUUUAGAUACAUAUAUUUAUGUUAUAUAUUUAUUUAUUGGAGAAUAUAUUUUUUACGGUUAGAAUCAUGCAAUAUAGAGAAACCACUAGGCAAUGUAUCGAUUAUAUAGAGACUGAAACACUGUACUGUUAUGUCCUUUAUUCUGAAAAAAAAAAAAAAAAAAAAAGCUCAGACCAAAACUAUGUAAAACGAUCUCCACGUCUGACAUGUAUUUUAUCACAAUGUGGCCACUGUGAAUCAUUUAUCUUAAAUUCUGACACCAAACUACUGUUACACGUCUUCCUAACGGGACCUGAAGUCAACAGACUGACAAUACAAACAAUAAAUCACUCACAAU